AUGUUCAACGAGGUGGCUGUUUCGGCAUCGGCGACCGAUUCGACUAUAUACGUAUGGGACAUACGAUCAGGAUCGACCUUAUUUUCUUUCAAGCAGUCAAUGAGUGGCAAGGGGUGUCUCAGCCUUGUACCAAGACCCAACGCAUGUUCACAGAUCGGCGCGAUCCUCAGUGCUCAAAACGAUCGUGCUGUUCUCAACGUUUACCAAUGGCAUCGCGACCAAAUUAUGCACAAAAUGCCUACUCCAGAACGACUCGUGAGCGUGGCGACGUCUCAUCGUGGUACGCUGGUGGCAGGAGGCACUGCAAGUGGACGUGUCUAUCUCUGGCAGGUUGCUACGGGCAUGCUCCUCAAAGUAUUUGAAGCCCAUUUUCGACGUAUCACACGAUUGGCAUUCAGUGGCGACGACCUAACAUUGUUGACAACGAGUGAAGAUGCUGGUGUACAUGUAUGGCUUAUUGGACAACUUUUGGAACAUGAUGUGGAUCAAGGACGACCAGCACCCUUAUUCUCAUGGUCAGAUCAUACAUUGCCUGUCACUGAUAUCGCUGUUGGUAUGGGUACGAUGUCUACAGCACGCGUGUACACUUCCAGCAAUGAUAGCACGGUCAAGAUGUGGGAUCUUGGAACUGGUGAAUUGUUGACCACCUUUUUGUUUCCCAAACCGGUCUCAACAGUCAUUGUCGAUCCAUCCGAGACAAAACUUUUUGUUGCAUGCGAGAAUGUGAUUUAUCCUGUGGAGCUUUAUCGACGUCGAUAUGAUCAAGCCUAUGGUGGUGAUGUGAUUGAAAGUACAGGUGGCAUGGCAAAGGUGGAAACGAUUGGUAUCCGACAAGUCGACUCUACUUCAAAAGAGGAUCAAGAUGAUAUAUCAACGGCACCCAUGUUUAGUGGACACUCUGGCACGGUGAAUUCAAUGACGCUCUCAUUUGAUGCGACUUUGUUGAUAUCAGCUUCAGAAGAUGGCGACUGUAUCGUGUGGGAUGUCAACAGCAGACAACCAUUGCGAAAGUUUGAGUCACACAAGGGCCCUGUUACCCAAGUAUCAUGCAUUUUACGCCCCAACGAACUUGUGACAGGAAGCAACAGUAUCAAAGAUAUGGUACCCAUGCCAUGGAAAACUUUCAAGCGUACUAUUUCUACCGAAGCAGAGGAGCAACGAGCGGAAACGUUACAAAUGGUGCCAGAUACCACAAUGGAUAUGAAGAGACAUCAACAACUCGAAUCCGAUGGACCUCUCUAUUCUUCGAUUGCGUCAAGCUUACAGGACGUAAAAAAUGCUAAGAAUGCUAUACAAGCGAUGCAGACACAAGAUGGUGCUGGCGCAUUACAAGCACGAGUUUCUACAUUAGAAGAAGAGCUUACACGUUUAUACAAGCAUCACAAUAAGGUUAAAUCCUUGCAUGAUAAUUUAUAUGGAACCAUGGUGGAUCAAUUUAUGGCUAAGCGUCGGAAAGUGACAUCCCCCAAUCAAUAA
Messenger RNA from Lichtheimia ornata, 1476 nucleotides. RefSeq lists its product as uncharacterized. The coding region runs from base 1 to 1476 and encodes 491 amino acids. The transcript has 5 exons. Gene Ontology annotation, biological process: rRNA processing; DNA-templated DNA replication. NCBI's taxonomy places the organism in Eukaryota, Fungi, Mucoromycota, Mucoromycetes, Mucorales, Lichtheimiaceae. The record is from RefSeq and is a predicted model, not a curated record. Gene Ontology annotation, cellular component: nuclear pre-replicative complex. Gene Ontology annotation, molecular function: protein binding.